CCACCAGUCUGUAAAUGUUUGAUGUCAAAAUGCAACAUAAUGUUUUUUUCAAGUAAAACAUCAUCUUUCAAAUACCAUCUCCACAUCUUACUUCUUCUUUUGUUUGGGUAAAAAAAUAACAGCAAUGACAAACAUGACGAAUGACAGCGGCUAGCAACCACUUCCUGUUCCAGUACUAUUUAAGAAACCGGCAGACUACACACACAAUAAUAGUUGCCCGGGUCCACGUCAACACAUCAAGACUGUCCUUCAGGAAGUCCAGAGAUGUUACCCCUGUGGAUGAGGCUCAACCAAGGCCUGAAGGAUUUCGGGGCUAUGGCAGUGGAUGCUUUCAUCAGCGGUAACAGAGAGAACUUCAAGAGAACCACUGUCCUCCUCAUCGUAUGUGUCCUCCCUAGCAUCCUAUUGAGCAUCCUGCUCCUCUUGUAUCUCCUCUAUACUCUCAACUCCAACCCAGCAGUGGCUGGGGGGAUCUCCGCCCUCCAUGGGGUGGUGUUAACGGUAGCCCUUUUCCUGUCAAAGAAAAUACGAUGCUUACUGACUCUUUUGAUCGUCUCUAUUUUCACCAAAAAGAGUCGGAAUUUGCUCUUGACAGCUGGGACAAGUCUAGUGAUCCUCGGGAAUAUUCACAACACUUUGGACAAUCUCACAGGUUUGGUGCGGAGCAUGAUUUGUAACCUAAGAGCGAAGAAGAUGUCCAUCACGGCUCCCUUCAGGAACUACGUGGCCAUGUUGAAAUGGCUGGCUGAUGUACUUCAAGGGGUGACGGAUCUCGGAGUGGUUAACCUGGACUCUCAGCUUAAGAUCUCAUCCAAAGUGGACUUGGAAGAAUUCAGGGAGCGACUCAGCCAAGCAGAAGUGAAGCUAAAUCAAAGUGUCAGAUACGCCUUGACCUUUGUGAACACAGUCUCGUCCGUGAAGGAAGGAGUUUAUCCAGCCAUCAGUUUCCUGGUGCUCGCCAUCUUUAUAGCCUUGCACAUAAAAAACUACUGCACAGACAUGACAUACAAAAACAACUUUAUCAGCGGCAAAUUCAUUCGUUAUGAUGAGAAGCAGAAGGCGGCGGGAAGGCGUCACGUUCUUCCUCUCACAUCAGAGGAGGAGAAGCUUUACCCCGCUCUCCCUUCCCUCCGUCCUACAACCCAGGAAGGAAAAGCGCUGUUGAAAUUUGGCCUUCCGGUUGUGUGCCAUUUAUUUGCUUGGGUUAUUUUUAUAACCGUGGAUGCUUUAUUGUACUGUUUUGUUGCUAUAGUAACCACCAAGCUAUCAGAGAUGGAACCCUUCCACGUCCCGCUGCUGCUAAGCCUCAAAGGGGUAGCAACUCUAAUCGGAAUACAGUUGGCUGAGGAGAACCACCAAAAGGACUUUUCUUAUUCUGUGACACUCUUUGAGAAGGAGUGCCUCCCCAAUCCCAAACCGAUGCUCUACAGCUCGGUGUUUUCGCUGGCUGCCAUUCUGCUGAUCUUGCUCAUGAUGGCACCAGCGGCGGCCAAAGCCGUGCAGUUCAAGCUCUUGGUGUUUGAGAGAUUCUACUCUAACGCAGCAGAAGAAAGGAUAAAGUACCUGCAUGGCAAAAUCCUGAGGGAAAGGUCAACGAGUGGGAGGGAAAAAGCACAGAAUAGGAGCUUUCAUUCACUCAUCAGUAAGCCACACUUCUGGUGUCCAUUGCUUUUCCCGGAAGAGGACAAUGUUGAGUGAGGAAAGUUGAGGACUUCAAAGAUUCCCACUUCAUCCAUUGCAUGGCGACUUAUUUUAAUGACAUCACGUGCAAUGACGAUGGCAGCUGAUAUCCAGUACUUUAAAUCAGUUUGAAUUGUUAACGAAUGCUAGCUCCCUCCCUCAUGUCUCAACAGCCAUGCUGAACAUCAAGUUGAUGGUUCAUCUCCUAUCUGGUGACCAAGGUUAAAGAACCAGAGGACCAGUCGGAAUACAAUGUCAACCCGGAUGACAGUGAAGUUUACAGGAAGGACCUCAUUCCGUGAGUCAUGGUGGACAUCAAUUUGACAACUUUUAGCUUGAUUGCGAGCUCUCUCCACGCUCGUUCGGUGGACGAUGUUUCGAGCUCGGAGCGUGUACAGCGGAGUACCAGACAGGUUGCACGGACAUCAUGUUCUAGCUAGUAAACUUGCUACCUAAAUCAUCUAUUUAUAUGCUUAAUGAUUUUUGAGAAUAUUGUAUGUGAUUUUAUGCUAUCAUCAUAAUAAUAAUGUGUGUGUGUGUGUGUACUGCAUAUAUACUAGAUCAGGGGUCUCAAACACGCGGCCCGCGGGUCAAAUGUGGCCCGCAGGACGCUAAUUUAGGCCCCCUAGUUUGCGAGUUAGCAUGUGUCUCAAGACCCUGCAGUUGCGCAAUAUGUUGUAAAUACAGAAAAGUAUAAAUGUGACUAUAGUCGUGUUUUGUCAUGUCUACAGGGCUCUAAUAAUGCUUUGUUCAUUUUAAUCUGAAAAAAAUAAUUUGUCUACCCACCAACUAUAUGUGGUUUCUUAGGUUUUUAUUAUUUGCUGUUUUAUUAUUAUUAUUAUAUUUAUUUAUU
Messenger RNA from Doryrhamphus excisus (bluestripe pipefish), 2533 nucleotides. Lineage: Eukaryota; Metazoa; Chordata; Actinopteri; Syngnathiformes; Syngnathidae. The record is from RefSeq and is a predicted model, not a curated record.